AUGGCAGCCCCACCACCACCUCCGCCACCUCCACCGCCUCCAAGUUUAGGUAAUUUGCCUCCUGGUCCUCCACCUUCAAUGCCUCCAGGAAGGGACGCAUUGUUGGGUGAUAUCAGAAAGGGAGCCAAGUUAAAGAAAGCAACUACUGUGGAUAAAUCAAAACCAAUGAUAGAUGCAAAAGUUUCAGUUUCCACAGGCCCACCUCAAUCAUCUGGUAGUACAUCAUCUGGAUCCGUUCCAUCUGCACCUUCAAUUCCUUCUGGUCCUCAGUUGGGAGAUAUUUUUGCUGGAGGUAUGCCAAAGUUGAAACACGUAGACAAUAGAUCAGGAAUUGUACCUUCAUCCGCUCCAAAAAUUCCAGGUAUUAGCACUCCACUGAUACCAUCAAGACCAACAAAAAGUACAGCACCACCACCAAUCCCGUCGGUCGCACCACCAAUUCCAGGUCAAGCUCCGCCACCACCCACAAUUUCAGUGACACCGUCAGUGACCCCCAAGGUACCACCAACAAGACCAAAGAAAUCGUUACAUGUGAGAAAUGCAUCUGUCAAUUCGAUUAGGUCUAAUGCAUCAGCCAAUUCGAGUAGAUCAAAUGAGCUGGUUUCAAAGGCUCCCCCACUACCAUCGGGACCACCUCCUAUUCCAACAAGUGCACCACCAAUUCCAGGUAAUAUCCAACCACCACCAGCGCCACCAGCACCACCAGCGCCACCAGCGCCACCAGCACCAUCUAUUCCCCUCUCUCAUCCACCUAAGAACAAUAAUGCACCUUCAGCUCCACCAAUGCCAGCAGGUGGUUUACCAUUUUUAGCGGAAAUCAAUGCUAAAAGAGAUGAUAAGAAUGUCAUAAGUUCAACAACGGCUUCACAAAGCAAGCACCCUGUUACACAUUCUGCUCCUCAGGUGCCACCACUGUUACCACCUUCUGCAGCACCUCCACUUCCUGGUUCUUUACCGCCUUCAAUUCCAAAACCACCACAGUCUUCGACUUCAAAUAGCAGUAAGAAUAAUGUUAAAUCCUUGAUUCCACCUCCGCCUCCAGCACCACCAUUACCUAACAGUUCAAUUCCACCAGCACCAUCUUUGCCAAGUACCUCAUCAAUUCCAUCUGCACCACCAUUACCUAGUACUUCAGCACCAAAAUUACCCUCUGGUAGUGUACCACCACCGCCUCCUCCUCCUCCUCCUCCUGGACCAGCUCCACCAAUAUUUGGAGCACCAAAACCAGAAACCAAAUCUUCUUUAGCUGGUGGAUCUUCUACAACAGCUGCACCAGUGGCUCCGGGUGGUGCUUUGCCAUUCUUAGCUCAAAUCAAUGCUAAGAGAAAUGACGCAUUUGUUGUUGAUGGAAGUAACAGUGGAUAUACUACAAAGAAUGAAGAAUCUGGAUCAACAACAUCAGCACCGCCAUCAUCAUCUAGCACCAAAAAACCAGUAGUUAGUGCACCACCGGUUCCUUCUAUGCCACUGGCAGAAAAACACAAGAUGUCCUUCAACCCAUUUUCGCAUCACAAUAAAAAACAAGAGGAGUCAAAUAAAGCUCCCCCAUUGCCACAGAAUGCUCCACCGAUACCACAAAAUGCCCCACCAGUACCACAGAAUGCUCCACCAGUGCCUCAUAACGCACCACCCGCUCCUGCUAUACCAUCAAUUCCACCUCAACAGAGCAAACCAUCAAUACCUGCACCAAUUCCAAUAAUUCCUCAACAGCAUAGUAUUCCACAGCACACUGUACCACAAAGAACACCUCUGCCUGAGUCAAUUGAAGAAAGUUUUGAAACACCAUCACCAAGUUUACCUACUAUGGCACCACCACCUUUACCAUCUAGUUCGGCACCAUCAUUACCACGAACUAAAAAGGCAGCACCCCCUCCGCCACCACCACAACCAGCUCCUUCGGGACAUACAAGUGGAAGUGGUUCGACAUCUCGUAUAUCUUCCUCGAAUUAUAGUGAAUUGGAUUCAAAACAAAAUGCCGGUUCUAAUUUACGAAAAAUAUCGGCUCUGGAUUACACAAUCAAUCCAAGAAAUGGAACUGGUAAUACACAUGGAGCAGAUUCAAAGGCCGAGAAGUUGGUUAUUGAGGAUAGAAGGUUUAAAUUUGUAAAUGCAAAUGCAUUGCCAAACCCAAGACGAUUUGGUGAAAAGGGGCAAACACAAAAAUUGUAUCCUAGUGGAAGAGGAUCAUCAGUUCCUCUUGAUUUAAGUCUAUUUUCAUAG
Molecule: messenger RNA, 2220 nt
Organism: Candida tropicalis MYA-3404
Lineage: Eukaryota; Fungi; Ascomycota; Pichiomycetes; Serinales; Debaryomycetaceae
Gene: VRP1
Product: Vrp1p
Exons: 1
Coding region: 1-2220 (739 amino acids)
Molecular function (GO): actin binding
Source: RefSeq, a predicted model, not a curated record